AUGAGCCUUCAAGGAAAAAUUGCCAUUGUUACUGGCGCCUCGCGCGGAAUCGGCGCCGGGAUUGCCCUCGAUCUCGCAAAGCAAGGUGCAAAGGUCAAACAAGCAAUCAACGAACUAUGUGACCAAAUCCACUCCCUGGACAACGGCUCCGCAGCAAUCAAAGUCCAAGCCGACCUCCGACAACCAGACGCCCCAGCUCGAAUGCUCACUGCCACGUUCGACGCAUUCCCCAAUGCCAAUAACAAGAUCGACAUCCUAGUCAACAACGCCGGCGUAUCCCUAUGCAAGAACCUCCUUGAAACAACUGACCACGACAUCUCCUCCGUCUUCGACAUCAACGUCUACGGCUUGAUGAGCAUGACCAGAGCGGUAAUCCCGCAUCUCCGCGCCCCAGGCCGAAUUAUCAACCUCAGCUCUGUAGCCGCUCGGCGCGGGUCACCCGGUUUCUCGGUGUACUCCGCCUCCAAGGCAGCGGUGGAGGGAUUCACGAGGUCGUUGGCGUGUGAAUUGGGGCCAGUGGAGUGUACGGUUAAUGCUGUUCAGCCGGGGGCGGUGGAGUCCGAUAUGUUGCGCCGGGAGGUGCCUGAGCAGGUGAUCGCCUAUAUUCAGGAGAAUACGCCGUUAGGCAAUCGGAUUGCUAUCCCGGAAGAUAUAGCGAGGGUUGUGACUUUCCUAGCGGGAGAGGGGGCGCGGUGGGUGACGGGGCAGAGUAUUUGUGUUAGUGGGGGAUUGCAUAUGAAUUAG
Molecule: messenger RNA, 744 nt
Organism: Aspergillus fischeri NRRL 181
Lineage: Eukaryota; Fungi; Ascomycota; Eurotiomycetes; Eurotiales; Aspergillaceae
Product: SDR family NAD(P)-dependent oxidoreductase
Exons: 2
Coding region: 1-744 (247 amino acids)
Molecular function (GO): oxidoreductase activity, acting on the CH-OH group of donors, NAD or NADP as acceptor
Source: RefSeq, a predicted model, not a curated record